CGUUCAUAAUUUACAACUGUCAGGGGACGAUUUCAAAAGAAGAAGAAAAGGAAUGAGAGCUCUCAUAUUUUUUUUUUCAGUAUCCAAGUAGUUUGCUCCUCAUCUCUUCUUUCGGGAGUUUGCUAGUGUUUCUCUUACUGGGUCGGAGAGCAGUCGGGUCGCCUCCAUUAUCGAUCAGGCACUGGAGGCUAAGUCAGUUAGUUUUAGCCUCCGCCAGCAACUUUUCAACGUCAUUUCUCUUGCGACAGGAACACAUCCUCGGAAAAAAUAACAACAAAUUCAACAAGCCGACGCACGACCAAAGAUGCCCGCUAUUCGACACUCGUCCAAACGAAAACCGCCGCCUGAUGGCUUCGAGGAUAUUGAGAACGACUUGCUCAUCUUUUCCAACAAGAUGAAGGAUGCCCAGAACAAGCCACCGCCAUCAGGUCCUAGGCACCAGGCGCAGUGGGAAAUCUUCCAGAUCUCGCAUCAACGAAGCCGCUACGUAUAUGAGCUAUACUACGAGAAGGAGGCGAUCAGCAAGAAACUGUACGAUUGGUUGCUGAAAAACGGCUAUGCGGACGCGAUGUUGAUUGCGAAGUGGAAGAAACAAGGAUAUGAGAAGCUAUGCUGUCUGCGCUGCAUCCAGACAAAGGAGACAAAUUUCAACAGCACAUGCAUCUGUCGUGUUCCACGGGCGGAGAUUAAGGGUGACGAAGACAUUGAGUGCGUCAGCUGCGGUUGCAGAGGCUGCGCAUCAAGCGACUAGACACGACAAGCGCGAAUAUGAAGGAGGAAACACCUGCAAGUUCAAAGGAAGAGACGGCGUUGGGCGUAUUAUUAAUUCAUCAACACGCAUCGAUAACGAUUCGAGGCAAAAGCGAUAUAUAUCGACGCGAUGAGGUAGAAAAUCCUUUUAUUGGCUGCAUCAUGUCUUUACCAAAAGUGUGCUGAUACUCCUAGCCAGUCUGAAACAUCAUCUCUGCUUCAUCUUUUGGAAAAGCCAGCUCUUCCACGUCCAAACCGGACACUCGGUGGGACAAAGGAUAGUGACGACAUGGCACCUGUAAGAUCUGCCAUUUCUGUGUCGGCUGGCUUGUGCUUUUCCUGCUUGUUUUCCACGUUCUUCACCGCCGGUGACUUUGGUGACUCUUUUGAUGUGUCCUCCGGCUGUGAAGAGACAUUCUCGCCCUCCAUGAGACUGGCGCGACGCCUAGAGUUCUUUAUAGCUUGCGAGUUGGCUGAUGAUCGGCGGCGAUGAUGACUGCCAUCGUUUAGCAGGGACCGCCUACCGUCAAUACCGUCUCUAGUGACGGCAAAGAAGAAGUUCUUUGGAUACAUGUGCUUGUCGAUGAGAUGCAUACGCCUCUUCUGGUGUGUCAUGCACUUACGCUCACAUCCCUCGACGAAGCACGAAUACUGGAGCGCAAGGGGUCAGUUGCAGACUCGUAAUGGUCGAUGGAAAGCCAGGGUAUAGGACAUACAGUAUGCUCGCCUUGUUCCCGCUUCACGAUCACUAAAGGGUCGUGGUAUUCUUCAAUGUGGACGUUGAGCAGAUGUUCGCUUGGGAAGUUCUUGUGGCACUCAAUACACCUAUUAGUGUGGGACUUGUUGUAAUGGACCUCGUAUUCGUCGUAGGAUCUAAAGGCCAGAGGCUCUUUGUGCGGAGGCAAGUUGCAUCUCAUGGCUAUGGUAUCCUCUUCGUCGUCGAUGGCCGAUUCAAGCUGAGUUACUUUUGAUACUGGACGUAGGGACGGUUCCGCGUUUGUCUGUUCAGAAUCGGAAUCUAGAUCUUCUUCGAGCUCUCGUGAGCGCUUCAUCCUUUUGUUGUGAGCUUGAAUGGAAAGGUAGAAUUACUUGAGAGCAGUAUCCAGAGGAUGCAAAGCGGUGAGUACAGGGUAGUGAGUCUUUAGGGAGCUGUGAUAGGUUUUCGAGACGAACUGGCAAUGUGCCUAUAUUCUCGCCGGGCGUAGGACAAGUCAAUGAGUCAGGUUUCUAGCUAGGUAAACAUGGACGGGUUUUAUGUGAUGGGACUGCCAGAUGUUGUGAUAUAACCAAAAGGUCCUAUAUUGGAGGUGAGUAGAAGCUCGUCCAGUGAGUGUGAUAUUU
Fusarium verticillioides 7600 is the source of this 2091-nucleotide messenger RNA. RefSeq lists its product as hypothetical. The transcript has 2 exons. Gene Ontology annotation, cellular component: spliceosomal complex; nucleus. Lineage: Eukaryota; Fungi; Ascomycota; Sordariomycetes; Hypocreales; Nectriaceae. Bases 305 to 751 code for a protein of 148 amino acids. The record is from RefSeq and is a predicted model, not a curated record. Gene Ontology annotation, biological process: mRNA splicing, via spliceosome.